AUGACAUACAGCCAAGCCAGACAAGUCUGCAUAGACAACGGCGGAAGCCUGGCAAUGAUCAAGAACUCGGAGAUUAACAGUUUCGUGAAAACUCUGCCAUCGGACCAUAAAUGGUUCGGGUUAACUGACGAGGUCACUGAGGUAACUGUUCAAGAAUGCCCGACACUGAACGCACCUCCAAACGGUGCCGUGAGCGGUGACAACGUGCUCACCUUCACGUGUAACACAGGGUACAACCUGGUCGGUCCUUCUACACUUACCUGCCAGCGAGAUGGGACUUGGAGUGGAAGUCCGCCAACAUGCGAAGCUGUACAGUGCCCCACACUAUCCAACCCUACAAACGGUGACGUAAGCUACAGUACCAGGUACUACGGAGAUGUGGCCUCCUACUUAUGUGACACAGGAUACAGUCUGAAUGGCUACUCUACACGGACCUGUCAGUCUUCAGGGUCCUGGAGUCAAAGUGCACCAACUUGCGAGGUUGGACAGUGUCCCACACUGACAUCCCCUGUAAACGGUGCGGUAAGCGGCUCCAAUGGGUAUGGAGGUACGCUCACCUUCACGUGCAACACAGGAUACAACCUGGUCGGUUCUUCUACACUUACCUGCCAGUCAGACCUGACCUGGAGUGGAAGUUCACCAACAUGCUCAAUUGUACAGUGUCCACUACUGGCAGCUCCUGACAACGGUGGAAAGACUGGUGGAAAUUCCUACCAAGACGUCGUGACGUUCAGUUGUAAUCUUGGAUAUGAUCUUGUGGGAAGUUCAAGUCUGACCUGCCGAGCUGACGCCAGCUGGAGUGGGAGUGCUCCAACCUGUUCACGUGUUCAGUGCGCGGUUCCCUCGUCUCCUGUUAAUGGUGAUUCUAGCGGCCCCAACUUCUACCAGGACGUGGUACAGUUCACGUGUGACCAGGGAUAUGAUCUGGUGGGAUAUUCUAGUUCUACCUGCCAGGCAGACCGAACCUGGAGCAGUAAUGUCCCAUCAUGCAACGACAUUGAUGAAUGUUCGGCUGCAAAUGGUGGCUGUGACCAUGUAUGUACUAACACAAUGGGCAGCUUCCAAUGUUCGUGUGUGGAUGGAUUCACCUUAAACUUGGACAGCCACUCCUGUGAUGACCGCGAUGAAUGUGCCGUUGGAAAUGCCGGCUGUCAUCAUAACUGUAACAACAUCAUCGGGAGUUACUGGUGUUCUUGUGGAAGUGGCUACAGAAUAAACGGCGAUGGGCACUCUUGUGAUGACGUUAACGAAUGCUACAAUGGAAAUGGUGGAUGUGGACAGACCUGCACUAAUCUUAUCGGGAGUUUCCAGUGCUCCUGCCAGAAUGGGUAUAGACUGGAUAGUGACGGUUUUACUUGUAAUGACGUGAAUGAAUGUGCUUCUACUAACGGAGGUUGUGAGCAGACUUGUAGGAACAACAUCGGGAGUUUCCAGUGUUCCUGCGGGGCUGGUUACAACCUGGAUGGCAAUGGCUUUACUUGUAAUGACGUGAAUGAGUGCGGCACUGCAAACGGUGGAUGUGACCAAGAUUGCACGAACUCCCGUGGAAGUUUCCAGUGUUCCUGUGACAUUGGCUACGACUUGAAUGGCGAUGGGUUUUCCUGUGUUGACGUAGAUGAAUGUGAAACUGCAAAUGGCGGCUGUGGACAGAUUUGCAACAACACCAUCGGUAGUUUUGAGUGCUUCUGUCGUACCGGCUACAUCCUGCAUGUGGACGGGCUGGCCUGUAAUGAUAUUGAUGAAUGUGAUACAGCAAGCGGAGGCUGUGGGCAGUUCUGUACUAACACCAUCGGUAGCUUCAACUGUUUCUGUGCGACUGGAUACAACCUAAGCAUGGAUGGGCUCACCUGUGACGAAUUGCCACCUCCUACAAACUUUACAUUUUGCCAAGUCACCGAGAAUUCAGCAACUGUUCAAUGGACAAAACCUGUUGAUGCACUGGUGGUUGCCUACAAGGUGUGGCUAACAGAGGAGGAAACUGCGCUCACAGUUUCCAGAAAGUAUCUGCUUGACUCAGCGACUUCGACAAUCUUUACUUUUCUAACCCCUGCUACAGAGUACGUGGUUGCAGUAACCUGUAUCAGUCCCUCAGUCGAGGGACUGCAAGCAAGCGUUACCAUUGUAACAGAUACGGAUCCUCCCGGGCAGUUAUCAGUGGACGACAUUGGUUACACCAGCUUGGGGCUGUCCUGGAUCCCACCAGUUGCCAAACUGACAGAAUACGAAUUGACUUACAGCAGAGCUGAGCACAGCAGGACACGGCGAUCUCUCAAUGUUUUCAUCCUUCCUGGUGACGUCGGUAACUACUGGCUACAAGAACUUCUCCCUGCCACUAAAUACGUCAUCAGCCUGACGGCCGUCAGUCGGUUUGGGCGGAGUGAUACAAUCAAUACAACUGUUAUAACAGGCACGGAUCCUCCGAUUCAUAUCGAAAUAAGGAAUAUUUCCUCCACCUGGAUGACCGUGACAUGGACAGCACCUGUGGCGACGGUAGUCUCCUAUGAUUUGACAGUAACCGAUGCUACGACCAUGGCAAAGAAACAUUUCAG
Molecule: messenger RNA, 2549 nt
Organism: Branchiostoma belcheri (Belcher's lancelet)
Lineage: Eukaryota; Metazoa; Chordata; Leptocardii; Amphioxiformes; Branchiostomatidae
Product: fibrillin-1-like
Exons: 16
Molecular function (GO): protein binding; calcium ion binding
Source: RefSeq, a predicted model, not a curated record